UAGUAGAUAAAAAAAAUCUGGCAAUAAUAGGUUUGACAUCUAGUGUCACUGUCAGUCAUGUCAAAACUUCAAACUUCAAAAUCAAAAGCAAGCAAGAGUGUCAUCUCGGGCGUGGAUUGGAUAGUGCGUUGGUCGGUGGUGUUGUUAUUCAAAAAUGUAGUUAUGUAGUAAAAUGUGCGGAAAUUAUUCAAAUUAUGCUAAUUUCUCUUAUCAAAGACUUCCAUAUUAUAACUUUAAGUUUAAAGUGGUUGUGUGCUGCUGAAGUGACAUAAUUAUUUGUUUACUUUAAUCAGGAUUUUUAGUUUAAGUUAACAACAUGCCCAAAAUUCAUGUACCAGCUACUCUUCUGGUCCGAGUAGUGCUGCCAAGUGCACUGCUAGUCAGUAUAGCACUACGCCCGUUCGGUUUAUCAUUUAUAUACCUCCUCCUCUACUUAAUAGCACCUCUAACACAAGUGCCAUCCGCGCAAACGAUACGAGGAUGGCCGGGCAAGUUUCUUUGUUUAACCUUAGUGGUUUCAGCUCUGCUUUUACUAUUACACGUAGCAUGGCACAUAGUACUGGCCGCGUUCCCGCCCUAUGGGUCGCUGCCACACGAAAACUACCUCGUAGAAAUUAUCGGUCGGAACUUGGGCCUGGUGCCCUAUGAUUUUAUAGAUCCAACAAUGGCCAUACAAUACUUGGCACCGGAGUUAUUGAUGGCUAUCGUUUCGUCGUUGGUAUAUGUGUUGGUAAAAAAGUUGCUGUCGGGACCAAACCAACCUGAAGAAAAGCCACACUCAAAACAUCAGAAGUAUCCGCUCCUCACCAGUGCCGGCAAAUACCUAUGCCUCUUCCUAAUAAUGUUCUCCGGCAUCAUGCUCCCAAGCGUGACGUCAGGGAUCUACUUCCUCAUAUUCAUGGGCGCGGCGACGGCCUGGUCGCUGGGCCAGCCGCUAGAGCGCGGCUUCGCGGUGGUCGGCCGCUGCCUCAUGGCCAUUAUGGCGGUGCAUAUAGCGGUGCUGCUCGCCUAUCAGUGCACAUGGCUGCUGGAAUUAUAUCCGCCGGAAAUGAACUUGGCGAGGUAUUUCGGUCUAACACAGUUGGUAAACCUCACCGCGACCAACCCUGCGAGUUUUUCCUACGAAACGACAAGCAAGUACUCCUGGGCGACUGUAGCCAGCCCAUUAGUUAUACUCUUCACUUACUACGCGUUAGGAGUAGAGACGCGGGAACUAUUCAAACCAAAGGCUACAAAUCUACAAUUAGAAAAGUCUUCUACGUACUACCAUCAAAAUACCACCUAUCGUCAGUGGCCAAAUAGCCCUACUAAAAUUAUGAUGUUUAAAACUCCAAAGAACGCGCCACAGAUCAGACUGAUCCGCAACAUGAGCCCCAGCAAGCGGUGGCCGGCCGGGCGGUCGCGCUCGUCCAUCAGGAGGCUGCAGCAGGACCCGUCCGGUUCCGUCACUAUUCCAGAUGAAGAAUCUAAUACUGAAUUCAACGAGCCAACACUGAUGGAUGAUAUAUUAGCUGCUGUAGUAGAUUUCUUCCAAGUUGUGAUCAGGUCGUCGUACAUAGCGACCACGAUCACAAUGAUGGCGUGGAGCAUAAUGUACCACUCGUGGUUGACGUUCGUGUUCCUGAUGUGGGCCAACAUCGUGUGGCUGUGCCAGGACCAGCGCUCCUUCAUGCUGAAGACAAGCCCCGUGCUGGUGCUGUACGCCGUGCUGCUGCUGCUCGCGCAGUACAUCUACGGCAUGAAUCUUACGGAAGCCGAGCUGCCAUCGUCUAUUUAUAAUGAAACGGGCAUCAACUUACAGCAGAUAGGUCUAAGUCCACCACCCAGAAUGCCCUUCGUGCCUCUACUAAUCAAGUCCCUCUUCACCUGCAUGUUCUGGGUGACGCUCCGUCAGCGCGUGCAGGAGAUCAGACAGCGGCGUCAGUCCGCCGUUAUCACGGACAUGGCGGCGCCGCUGCAGCUGACUGUGUCUACUGCGGCCAGUGUGAUAGAAGCGCAGCGUGAAGAAGAACAACGUUCGCGCUUGUUGAUCAAAGUAGGAGAUUUCCUCAGGGCAGCUUGCGCUCGUUACUGGAUAUACGUGGUCGUCAUUAUGCUGUUCGUUAUUGGUAUCACGGGCACCAGGAUGACUAUCUUCAGAAUCGUCUACAUGUUCUUAUGCCUCGGAUUUAUACUCAUGUUCCAAAUGAGCUGGUACUGGUGGCGACGACUGAUGUAUAUCUUCUGGAUAACAGUGAUCAUAUACUCCAUGAUCAACCUCAUUCUCAUCUACAUAUAUCAAUUCGACGGCUUCCCCAACACUAUAGAGAAGUAUCUUCACAUCUCCGUACAACUGCAAAAUGACCUCGGGUUGGAGCCAUACCAUCCCGCGGACUUGUUCGUCAAGCUUCUCACACCCACUUGCUUUUUGAUAAUAACAAUAAUGCAGGUGCACUACUUCCAUAAAGACUUUAUGGCCCUUUCAGACCCGAACACUACUACAAAUACUAAUAGUAUAGUCAGAAAUGGAAAUGAGUCGAGCAGACCGAGCAACGCUGGCGCUUCGACCAUGAAGGACGAUGUGCCACCAUUGCCACUUGAGGAGGAAGCGGACAAAGUAUCCGCGGCAGGUUCUAUUACCGAAGCGGAACAGUCGUUAUCUACGUAUAAUACUAAACGUAAUUUGCACAGGAAACCAUCUCGGUCGCGAUCCUACGCACCCACGAUCACGGAGCCCCAGUCCACACCGUUCCGGCAGUGGUGCGCGCGGAAAGGCGCCUCUUUCAAGGCCUGCCUGUACGAGUGGAUCGACUACGUGUUCAUGUAUAUGUACUUGCACCUCACUAAAGUUGUGUUCCUGUCUCUCACGCUGGUUUGUGUUAUGCGGGUAUGCGCAAUGCAUGUACCUAUCAUGCUAAUCGUAGCACCCGCGCUACUGCUCAACGGCAAGAAACAGCGAAUCAUUAUCCUCUUCAUAUCCACACUUAUCACAGUUUACUUCAUGGCAAAGAUGGUGUAUCAAAUAGAAUACAUCCGGCCUAGUGUAUUUGAUGUCAACUGUACUAGCUACGAUGAAUCAAAGGAAACCACAUAUAACAACGCAGAAUGGCUCGGUUUCACGAAAAACCGAAACUUGGCAGUGCUGCUUAAAGACUACAUAGGGCUUAUAGUCGUGUUCACAUUCCAUUCUCUAGUCACGUACCGACAGCAAACAAAAAGAGAUCAAGGAUGGACAUCCAAUCAACAAGAGAAGGUUCUGUUUCCAGAGGUCACGCGGAAGGAAGCUGAUAUUAACUUGGUUUACUGUGCAAAGUACAUGAUCAACUAUGGUUUUUACAAGUUCGGUGUUGAGGUGACCCUAAUAUGCUUAAUAGGUGUAAUAGGAUCGCGUAUGGACAUAUAUGCGGUACUGUACUCCUUCUGGCUGCUACUCUUGGUGUCCCUCAAGAGACCGAGCCAAGCGCGGGUGUGGACGGCUUUCACUGUAUUCAUCACGAUCCUGGUGCCUGUACAGUACAUGAUAGCGGUUGGGUUCUUACCUCAGUUCUGCGUCACGUAUCCAUGGGGAACGGAUACUGCUGGGAACAAAGAUCUCCGAACAUUCCUGUUCCUCCCAUACGCUGACAAUCCGCCUCACGCCACCAAGCUCGUCUUCGAUUUUUUUUUGUUGGUGUUUGCGUCGCGACAACUUCGUGUAUUCAGACUCGAACGAAGGGGCGAAGAGUAUCCGGGAGGGUCGAACAGCGAGGAUAUAGGACAGGACUGGGAGACGCCGAGCUUCGUCAAUCCUGUGCCGGACUUCCUCGGCGUUGUCGGCACUUGGCUGGACGUGUUAAAGCGCAUGGUGUUCCUGGGCAUGCUGUGGGUGACUCUGGCCAUCAUGUUCCUGACGGGCACGAACCGCGUCAACCUGUUCUCCAUGGGGUAUCUCAUCGGCUCGUUCAUCUUCCUGUGGCAAGGGACGGACUUCUAUUUGAGACCGAAGCAGGCUAUUUUACAAUGGUGGUCAUGGCUGCUUCGCUACAACGUGUCUGUAGUGGCGAUAAAGGUGAUACUGCAAAUCCCAGGUUGCCUGUUCCGCGAGACCACACAACUCCACGCCUGUUGGCUGGUGCAACUGCUGGGUAUAGGCUGCGUGGACAAGUUUGCCGGCACACUUGGAAGUUUCAUUAAGAUGGAAAGUUAUAACAAGAACACAAAAUGCACAGUACCUCAAGAAGACAUCGGCCUGGCUUGGGACGGCGUGUGCUUCGCCUUCCUAAUAUUGCAGCGGAGACUCUUCCACAGUUACUACUUCUACAGAGUCAUCGAUGAAAGCAAAGCCACUACCGUUCUGGCGUCCAGAGGAGCCGAACUUAUUGAAGAGCUGCGGCAAAAACAAAUGCAUCUCCAAGAGGACCAGGAAAUCAGGAUAUUAGAAAAGAUCAAAGUAAAGAUGGAGAGAAUAAAAGCUAACCAGAAAAAGAUCCACGGGGUUUUGAACAAGGACCCGAAACACCAUGAUCGAGAAGAGGAGGAGUCGGACACGCAGCCGGGCGACACGGAGGCGGUGCCGCUGGUGCGCGGCGACUCGGAGUCGCGCGGCUUCCACACGCCCGACAGCCCCGCUUCCCCCCGCGGCUUCCACACCCCUCUCAGCGAGCCUUCCGCGCCUCCGUCCAGAGUCCACACCCCGCCGCCUGUGCCCCGCCCUCUCACGCUCCCCGCGCUGCCUCCUCCUCCCAGUUCCCAAGGCGGCCCUCCGUCGCCUUCCUCCGCCUUGAUGACCGUAUCCCUAGACGCAUACCUGGAACCGCGCCGAAUUUCCUUCGAAUCCCCCCCGUCCUCCGAUCUCCUCCCUCGUGCUCAAAGCCCGGAAGAAUCCUACCCUGUCUUCUCCCCCCCUCCGAUCCGACGCCGCCAUACAGUAGCCAGCCCGAGCCUCCUGCGCACCUCGCUCAUUUCGCAGUCGAGCCGCGCCGAGCCUAACUCUCAUCAUACGUCGGUUCGUUCUGGAGACUACUACAUGUUCGACGACUUCGAUGACACUGAGGUCCCUCUUAAAGAGGAAGAGUCAAGCGAAGACGAGGACGCACCUAAGGAAAUGGGCCUGGGCAAGCUACUGUCCACGGCGAUCAAGACGGACUUGAAGCAGGCGGUGCGCCGCGCCUCCAUGCCGACCGUGCGCUCGCGGCGCCGCCUCUCCGCCGGGAGCAUUCCUCACUCUUACCCGCAUGAGAUGCGUCGACAACCAAGCGUCGCACAGAAGAGCGACUUAACGGAGCAAGAACGAGAAGGUGAUCGUGACGCGGUUUCAGAACUAGACGACUUCGCGCCGGAGCCGGAGAAAGAAACGGUAGUGGACAAAGGCCGGCGCUACUGCAACACAGCGUGGGUGGUCAUCUCCAGUUUCCUCGUGACGGCGACGCGGCAUCUCAUGCGCUUCUCCAGGGACUACCGCUACGUCUCUCGAGCUCUGUCCAUGGAGAAGAAGAUACUCAAGGAAAAAGAAGGCUUUGGUAUAGGACUUCGAGAGGGCUCGCAAAUGAUCUGGGAACCCCUGCCGGAGACCCUAGCACACCCUGUGCACUUGGAACCGGAAACUUAUGAUAACAAUCUACUCGCCCCGGAAGUGGAAAUGGGCCGUAAGUUAAGCGAUAUAAGCGUCCCGGAGAUCCGUAUCCUGGCGCCGAGCAUGGAGCGCGGCCUGGACGCGACGCCGCCGUCGCGGCGCGCGUCGCCGCCCGCGCUCUCCGACACCGACUCCGAUGAAGAUGAUACGUCCGAACAUGAGAGCGCGUUUAGCUUGCAGAGUACUGAGAGCAAGGACCUGACGAUACUUGAAGAACAAGAGGACUCGAUGUUCAAGCAGGGCCGCUCGCCAUUCCUGCAUCUCGCGUACGCGCUGUGGUUCGCCGUCUUGGCGCACACCGACAUUGUUUGCUACAUCAUGGUUUUCAUAAACCAGAUUCAGUCAGCGACAAUUUUAUCGAUACCUUUGCCGUUGAUGGUGUUUCUGUGGGGCACCCUCACCAUACCUCGACCGACCAAGACGUUUUGGGUUACUCUCAUUGCAUAUACGGAGGUAAUCGUCCUCAUCAAGAGUAUGUUCCAAUUCGAAAUACUACCGUGGAACCAGAAGGUUUACCUCGCCAACAUGCCGUUUACUGCCCCACGCAUCAUCGGCAUCGAACGAAAAGGCAAUUAUGCCCUCUACGACCUGCUGUUACUACUCAUUAUAUUCUUACACAGGUUCAUGUUGAAAUCCCUGGGUCUAUGGAAGGAAUCCAGCCCUGAAAUCGAUCUCCGCGAGGACACGGAGUACCCGCUCACGUCCGAAGACACGCAGAUGAUCGUAGAAGGCAAGUCGGAAGACGUCGGCAAGAAGUACGUGCAGUUGCAUGAUCGAUCCGGCCCCCUUGGCGAGGCAGAGGAGAGACAGAGCGAGAGAACAGGCUCAAUCCGAAAUGAUCCCGACGACGAUCAGGAAAGGGAGCAAAUAUACCAGGAGCAGGAGGCCGGGCCGUCCAGGGCGCCCGAGGAUGGCGACGACCAUUACAAAGUGAAUGACGACGAGGAACCUAUCAUCGCCGUGACGACGACGCUCGGCGACAAAUAUCAACAUUAUCCUGAACUCAUGUGGCUGUCGCUGAAGCGCUACAUGCGGCCGAUGAAGAGCUUCUUCCAGCGAAUGCUAGCGCCGGGCGCGCGCGUGACCGCCGACGUGUACGCCUACAUGUUCCUGUGCGACUUCUUCAACUUCCUCGUCGUCAUCUUCGGCUUCGCUGCCUUCGGGACCCACCAGGGCGACGGAGGCGUAAAAGCGUACCUAGAAGAGAACAAAGUCCCGAUCCCGUUCCUCGUGAUGUUGAUCCUCCAGUUCGCGCUAAUAGUCAUCGACCGUGCGCUGUACCUGCGCAAGUUUAUGUUGGGGAAGAUCCUCUUCCAGUACGGGCUCAUUAUAGGCGUGCACAUUUGGAUGUUCUUCGUACUGCCCUUCAUUACUGAAAGAACAUUCAACGCAUUGCUUCCGCCUCCAAUGUGGUACAUGAUCAAGUGCGUGUACCUGCUGCUGUCCGCGCAUCAGAUCCGCUGCGGGUACCCGCGCCGCAUCAUCGGCAACUUCCUUUGCAAGUCGUACGGUUUCCUCAACAUGGUCUUUUUCAAGUGUUUCAUGGCAAUACCGUUCGUGUUCGAGCUGCGGACACUAAUGGACUGGAUUUGGACGGACACGUCCAUGACACUCAUGGACUGGCUCAAGAUGGAGGACAUAUUCGCGAGUGUCUUCCUACUAAAGUGCUCCCGCUUCGUGGAAGACGAGUACCCGGCGCCGCGCGGCACGAAGCGGCCCGCCAUGUCCAAGUACCUGCUCGGCGGCACCGUGCUCGCCUUCGUUAUUGCCAUCAUCUGGUUCCCGUUGGUCUUCUUCGCUUUUGGCAACACGGUGGGAAAACCCAACCCCCCAACGGACGUGACGGUUAAAAUACGAAUCGGACCGUUCUUGCCCGUGUACCAGAUGUCGGCACAAUCCCAUGACAUUUAUCAGUACACAGAGCAGGACUACAACCAGCUAAGCAACCUAUACGGCCGCGACCGUACCGCGCAGACGUUCCUCUCCAACUACAUGUACAACGACGUGGCGGUCAUCAACCUCAACCCCAACUCCACCAUGAACUGGGACAUCUCGCAGCCCGAGCUCGACCGGCUCGAGCGUGAGGCCAUCUCUAACAAUUCGCUUUUGAUCAAGUUCACGUUUACAAUAUCGCACCCGAGCAACAACGCACAGAACCCGCCCACCAUAGAGGACAGCCGCGAGAUGCCGCUCGAGGCGUUCUACGCCAACGGCACUAGGAACCAGGAGAGAGACACGCUGCUUCACCUGUUGCAGAACAAUGCUUCGUCUGACACUUGGUUGAACGUUCCAAAACUGUUUCCCAAGUUCUUGAAAGUAUUCAACAAAGGAACGGCGAAACCGGCCUAUCAGUUGAUACCUGGAGACCCAGAGGACGAAUCGACUCAGUAUCGCGACGUACAGUUGAGGUUGGAGAGAGACAAGGGUACUAUGUAUUGGAGAGUACAGGAAUUUUGCAAGGAAAAGGACGAGCUGCUGAACAUACCAAUGAACAGUUGCGACAUGCUGGUCAUGUUCACGUUCAACGACAAGCUGUUUCCAGAGACGCUCAACUUUAUUUCUGGCGGAGGGAUAAUCGGUCUGUACACGACGUUCGUGUUCCUGGCGUCGCGGCUGCUGCGCGGCUUCUUCUCCGGCAUCUACACCAAGAUCAUGUUCGACGACCUGCCCAACGCCGACAGGGUGUUGCAGCUCUGUCUGGACAUCUACUUGGUCCGAGAAGCCUUGGAACUCGCGCUCGAAGAGGACCUAUUCGCGAAACUAGUGUUCCUGUACCGGUCGCCGGAGACCAUGAUCAAGUGGAGCCGGCCCAAGGACGACGACGCCGACGAGCAGCGCGCGCUGCCGCCGCUGCCGCGCAACUGAACGCUGCCGGCGACUUCGCUCCUCAUCUUUAUUGCUAUGUGAUAAGGUCCGUCACAGCUAGUAAUUAUCUUAUGUUUUCAACGUAAAAAUAAUGUGAGAAUCUCAAUGUUUACUUGCUAACUUGGCGUCCUGACUGAAAGUAGCACUACUCGCACAGUACAAUGGCGCCCGUAAUGUAUUGACGUUACGCCUGACGUCGUACGUAGUAAUUUAACUAGGUAUGCGGUGGAGUUUACAGACAUCUUUACAAGCCAACGUUCCAAAAAUAUAUUUUCACGACCUUAUUGUCAGUGUCUUCGAGGCGUGAAGAUGUUUGUGAACUCGACUGUUCCAGGUUGAUGGGCAUCUUAGUGACUCAGAUAAUUUAAUUUUCACACUAACUACUAGCUUUUCUGCAAAGUCGACACAUGCACACAUACAUUUACAAGGAAAAUAAUUUACCUUUUAGUAAAGCCUGUGAUCAGCAGUGGGUCAUAGGUAAUAAGCUAAUGAUGUUAGUUAAGUAAUUAUCAAUUGGCGUCACCUAAUUUGUUCUAGUCGUCCUUAUAACAACUUUUAAAAUUAACGAAUUCACUUGACAUUUAAACUAUUACGUCCACCCUUUUUUAUGAACAAAAAUGUUAAACAUAAAAUACGCUUAAGUUUCCAUAAUUUUACAUGUCAAUGCAGUAAUUUACAUGUGUAUUAAACACAUAAGUUGUACAGCAUAUAUAAGAGUAACUGCUGUACUUCAAUAAGUGCGUAGAUGAAACUCGAAUUGUUUUAAACCUACCUACUAUGUAAAUUCACUCCAAAUACUUAGGUCGCUUUAGCUGUUGCACUCAUAAAGGUAAUACAAUCUUGUAGUGGUCGUUGGUUCGCGAUAGUCAUGUGUUCGCUAUCAAAAGAACCUAGGUAUAUUUUAAGGACUCGUCAUAUUUUUUGCGUUCUAAACUAAAUAAUCUCUCCUCUCUUGCAACUGAAGUACUACAUUAUUUUUCUCAAAAUUUCUGUAAAAUACACAUAAGAUAGCUAUAGGCACUUACAUAAAUUAUUUUCAUGCAUUAUACUUAGUACUACCUUAGUACCUACCAACCGCAAAAAUAAGCUCUCUGUAAAUUGCUAGUUUCCUUUAGCAUUUAAAAAAAGUCGGCGUUGUAAAUUUUGUUAUUAUUGUCUUUCGCUUGUUUUAUUAUAAUUAUUGCUCACUUUAUUGAUUUAAUUUAUCGUACCCGUUGUCCCAGGGAUGGACAGUUUGCGGUAUUACAGCCUGAUUGCGAGACAUUCUGUUGCGGAUGUUUUUUUGCAUGUAACUGAUUGCAAUAAGAGUCCGUUUGGUUUCGCAAUUAUAUUGUUGCGUUGGUACAGUUACUGUACAUAAGAGCAAACCACGUCUAUUUAUUAUUUUCCUAACCAAAGUAAGGGCUACCUGUAGGUAUUGCUGCUUAGCCUGUGAAAUAUAUUGUUAAUUCUAAUAUAUAUUUGUAUUUUUGUUACUUGUUUCGUAUUUUAGUAUCGAUAAAUUAUGAUGAUAAAAAUCACGCACUUCCAUGAAAAAAUAUUAAUAUAUACAAAAUAUACCUCAAGAUCUUAAUUUGAUUAUUGCAUUUGAUACUGUACUUAUAGUAUAUAAUUAUUAUAAAUACCUUCGCGUAGAGCUAUUUUAAGCUUGUAACCCGUAUGAUUUAUGUCAGCACAAUAGGUACAGUCAACGUCAAAUACUUUGUAGCAACCAAAGUAGCCAAAUAGUUCGAUACACCAUAUAUUUAGUAUGGUAUACCGAACUAUUUGGCCACUUUGACUGCUACAAAUUAUUUGACGCUGACUGUACUAUUAUUUAUAUAACGGUAUGAAGGAAUCAUGUCCAUUACUGUCAUUGUAUUGAAACUAAUACUUUGAGCUUUAAAGUUCCAAAUGGCUUCACGCGAGGGUAAUUAUUUAGAAAUUCUAGGAGUAUUGUCCACUUUUAUAUUGUUGUGUUAAGUAAGAUGCAUUUAAAUGUUGUCGAUUUGUGAUAAUAAAACUAGAAUAAAACAUUGAAA
This is a messenger RNA of Cydia pomonella (codling moth), 10476 nucleotides long. RefSeq names its product piezo-type mechanosensitive ion channel component (gene Piezo). NCBI's taxonomy places the organism in Eukaryota, Metazoa, Arthropoda, Insecta, Lepidoptera, Tortricidae. The coding region runs from base 317 to 8455 and encodes 2712 amino acids. The record is from RefSeq and is a predicted model, not a curated record. The transcript is spliced from 54 exons.